CUGCUGCGAGGGCAGCGCUGCGCGCUGUGCGCGCUGUGUGCGCUGGCCCUGCUGCUGGCCAGCUGCGUGGCCGGGCGCGGCGGUUACGAUGCCCUGAGCUAUUCUGUGGAAAAUGGCGACAAGUGGAGUGGGCGACAGCUCCUGCAAGCACGUGAGAAGAACAUGACUGACUUUCCAGAGGAUGGGGGGCAGCUCUACAUCAGAAACUGCACUGAACCAGCUCUCCAUGAAUUCCCCAAUGACAUCUUCACGAACGAGGACAGGAGACAUGGAGCUGUCGUCCUGCACAUCCUCUGUGCUGUGUACAUGUUCUACGCAUUGGCAAUUGUCUGCGAUGACUUCUUUGUCCCUUCGCUGGAAAAGAUCUGUGAACGCUUGCAUCUCAGUGAAGAUGUGGCUGGGGCAACUUUCAUGGCAGCAGGAAGCUCUGCUCCUGAGCUGUUCACAUCUGUCAUAGGUGUUUUUAUCACAAAAGGAGAUGUAGGCGUUGGAACCAUUGUGGGCUCAGCUGUAUUCAACAUCCUCUGUAUUAUUGGGGUGUGUGGGCUUUUUGCAGGACAGGUUGUUGCGCUGUCAUCAUGGAGUCUCUUGAGAGAUUCAAUCUACUACACGCUAUCUGUUGUUGCACUCAUCGUGUUUAUUUAUGAUGAAAGAGUUUCCUGGUGGGAGUCCUUAGUCUUAGUGCUGAUGUAUGUCAUCUACAUCUUUAUAAUGAAGUACAACUCAACCAUACAUCACUUCUUUGAGAGGAAGACAAAAAGCUCUGCAAAUAUGGUGAAUGGUUUAGCAAGUAACACAGAAAUGGAUGACAACAGCAACUGUGAUGCCACAAUGGUGUUACUAAAGGAAAGUAACUGUUCCAGAAAUUUCCGCCGUAAAGCCUCAGUGAUCAUGGUUGAUGAGCUGCUCUCUGCCUACCCACACCAGCUUUCAUUUUCUGAGGCUGGGCUCCGGAUCAUGAUAACCAGCCAUUUCCCUCCCAAAACCCGUCUCUCCAUGGCCAGCCGCAUGUUAAUCAAUGAGAGACAGAGGCUGAUCAACAGCAGGAUUUACACCAACGGUGAGUCAGAAGUAGCAAUCAAAAUACCCAUCAGGCACGUGGUGGAGAAUGGAACAGGCCCCAGCAAUUCUGCUGAGCAUGGCGUGAACGGCACGCAGCGGGAUGAGGACGUGGCCGAGGCUAGGAAUGAGAAUGAGGAUAACGAGAACAACGAAAACGACGAGGAAGAAGAUGAUGAUGAUGAUGAUGAUGAUGAUGAUGACCAUGAAGGGCCAUACACACCUUUUGGCCUACCCACUGGCAAGAUAGAAAUGUUGAAAUGGGUCUUCACAUGGCCCUUGAGUUUUGUCCUGUACUUCACAGUGCCCAACUGUAACAAACCCCACUUGGAAAAAUGGUUCAUGGUCACCUUUGCUUCUUCUACCCUGUGGAUUGCAGCUUUUUCUUACAUGAUGGUGUGGAUGGUGACAAUCAUUGGGUACACUCUGGGAAUUCCAGACGUGAUCAUGGGCAUCACUUUCUUGGCAGCAGGAACCAGCGUGCCAGACUGCAUGGCCAGCCUUAUUGUGGCCAGGCAAGGUAUGGGGGAUAUGGCUGUGUCCAACUCCAUUGGAAGCAAUGUUUUUGAUAUUUUAAUUGGCCUAGGCCUUCCAUGGGCUUUGCAGACCCUAGCAGUGAAUUAUGGAUCAUACAUUCGGUUAAACAGCAGAGGACUUAUAUAUUCUGUUGGUCUCCUGCUGGCAUCAGUUUUUGUCACAGUUUUUGGUGUCCACAUGAACAAAUGGAAACUGGAUAAGAAGCUAGGGUGUGUGUGCCUUUCCCUUUACGGCAUCUUCCUGUGUUUCUCCAUCAUGACAGAAUUCAAUGUUUUCACUUUUGUGAACUUGCCAAUGUGCAGAGAUCACUAACGCAGGUGGCAGACUGUCGGGAGGAGCUUCCUUCUUACCUGUGCAAUACAAGCCACGGCUGGCAUUUCCUGGAUGCAGUGCACCUCCAAGUCGUGACCUAUAUCCUGUUCACUGUUCAUAGGACCCAUGGCCCCGUCUAGGUUUGCCCUCUCCCUGGCCCCCACAAUCUGGAACAAUCCUUCAUCGAUGUGAAGAGCUUUUUUCAACAUCCAUGUGAUUUCCUUGCUCGAUUUUUGAACAGUGUGACUGAGACUCAAGAUGAACUGGCUGCUAACUGGCAUUAAGCCAGUCAAAUGGUCUGCUACAAUUCCUUCUUUUUUUAAGUUAUUUGAUGGAAGACUAAUUAAUUUAUGACUUAAGACUAUUGCUACAAUGCAGGAGAGGGUAUGUCAUAUGGAGGUUGACUUUCAAGGAGAAUCAUGGGAAUUUUUUUUUUUUGUUGUGGGGAGUGUUUUUUGUUUGCUUUUAGUUUCAGGUUUGCAGGUUUUUUUGUUUGUUUGGGAGUGGGGGUGUUGCUUUUGUUUUUUUUUUUUUUUUACUUGCCAGAGAUCAACGUCUUCUCUUGCAUCUCCUUCUGAGUGCUGGGCCUCCUGUAACAAUCCAAAGGCCACAGGGCAGUUUAAAAUGGAAAUGCAAUUCAAGGUACUCAACAUAAAAAUGGAUAAAAGAAGAUUGUCCAGGAAAAAAAUGAUGACUUUUUACUAUAAAUAGUUAACCUUGUACACAUCUGUUAAAGGAUGCAAGCUAAAUGUGGGUUCAAAGGGUUAACACUGCUACGAUUUUACUAUGAAUGUUGGAGUUUUAUUACAAGGGUGUUUGUUAUUUCCAAGCAAUAGUUUGAUCGCCAGCCCAGAAGGGCUACCAAGGAGGUGUCCUGGUUUUUAAAGGUCUGCACAUGGAAAUGGAAGGUCAGAACUUUCUCUGCUUCAUCAAAUUUCUAGUUUUGGGGGGAUUCAAUAGUUCACGUCUUAUUCAUUCUGAGAAGGACAUAAGUACAUGUGCAAACUUUUUUAAGUGAGUUACAGACACUGGUUUCUUUAAGAGGAAGGAGGCAUAUUUUGCACAGACAUGGUUACUGAAGUCAUAAUUUGCUAUUCUUUAAAGUAUACACUGGACCUGGCCUGAUAUUUUUCAUCUUAAGCAGUUGAACUUAUCUGAUAACAGACCAUGUGGAUUCAUCACCUCUCCCUUUUGGGAGGGUAGAAGACACAGACAGAGAUGGCACAUUUUAAAAUGUGGAAUAUCUUCAAUGCAGACUCUCUCACAGAUCUUAAGUUAUUGUGAAAGUUUAGCUAUUCAUUGUUCCAAUAUCCCUGCUAGAUUUUGUAUAAUUCUGUAUUAAUAUGCAGGCAGAUUCCACCCCUGAGAAACACCAUCACUGCUUCAUUUGUAUGUAUUGAUACUGUGCGUUCUUGCCACUGCAGCUCUUGUAUUUACUUUAAGCACUGAUCACUUCUGAUCCUCUUGUAUAUGUUCUGCUAUGAAAUGUAUUAAGAGACUACCAGCUAGGUGAAUGUUUUUGUCUAUGGUACAAACAAUGGCAGAUAAUAAUAAAGAUACAGCAAACCCUACAUAACAGAAAGAAAGGAAAAAAACCCAAAACAUCAAACCCUAAACUAUAGCAGGAAAAGAAAAUGCUCCAGUUUAAAAGAAAAAAGAAGAGAGCCACAUUCUGUUCACAGACAAAAAGCCAUUUUUUUUUUCAUUUGCACUUUUGGAAUUGAUUUUUUCAACCUGAUUUUCUUUGGGCAAAAUGUUGUAAAUGAAAAUAUUUAUACCCUGUGGUUUCCCUUCAGCUCAGCAGCUAGUUUUCUUUGUUUGUGACACCAAACACGUGGAGGCACUGGCAGCUCUUGCACUGUGUGUGGCAGUGAAGUCCUGUGGAAAAAGCCGCGCCCCACUGGCCUCACUCGGGGAACAAUGUGUGCCAGUGGAUCCCUGGCAAGAAAAAUAAAGGGUCCAGAGACAGCAGAGAGAGUGGAUGACAUGCCUGCAUUGCCAGUUUUCAUCCUGGAAAUCAAUUGUGUUGCUGCUUGUUGAGCUCUGCAGCUGAGGUUUGAGCAGCCUUCUCAUACCUGUGCCUGCGGGACAUCCACUUGUGUUAGGAAGCCCACUGUACCUUCCUGUUGCUGGGUUUUUGUUUCUUUUGUUGUUGUUGUUAAUGAGAUGAAUAAUAAUAAUAGCAAUCACUAAAAUGCCUAAAA
This is a messenger RNA of Vidua chalybeata, 4112 nucleotides long. It is a transcript of the gene SLC24A3, whose product is annotated as solute carrier family 24 member 3. Bases 163 to 1908 code for a protein of 581 amino acids. The transcript has 17 exons. Gene Ontology annotation, molecular function: calcium, potassium:sodium antiporter activity; calcium channel activity. Gene Ontology annotation, cellular component: membrane. Gene Ontology annotation, biological process: intracellular calcium ion homeostasis; calcium ion transmembrane transport. The record is from RefSeq and is a predicted model, not a curated record. NCBI's taxonomy places the organism in Eukaryota, Metazoa, Chordata, Aves, Passeriformes, Viduidae.